AUUACCAAAACUAUUACUCCCCACAAAAAAGUGCUUUCUACGGGAUUAAAUCACAAAAGAAAAUUCAAUACAGCAUUUUUGAAGAAGAAAGAGUCUGUAACAUCUUUGUUUACUGUAAAAUAUGUGUCUUCCCCUCAGGAAGCAGAUAGCUUGGCUGAUGCUGAAGAAAGAUGUGACCAGCUCAUCAAAACCAAAAUCCAGCUGGAAGCCAAAAUUAAGGAGGUGACAGAAAGAGCUGAGGAUGAGGAGGAAAUUAAUGCUGAGCUGACAGCCAAGAAAAGGAAACUGGAGGAUGAAUGCUCAGAGCUGAAGAAAGAUAUAGAUGACCUGGAGUUAACGUUGGCCAAGGUUGAGAAGGAAAAGCAUGCCACUGAGAACAAGGUGAAAAACCUCACAGAGGAGAUGGCAGCCCUGGAUGAGACCAUUGUGAAGCUGACAAAAGAGAAGAAAGCCCUCCAAGAGGCCCAUCAGCAGACACUGGAUGACCUGCAGGCUGAAGAAGACAAAGUCAAUACGCUGACCAAAGCUAAAACCAAGCUGGAGCA
Messenger RNA from Lagopus leucura (white-tailed ptarmigan), 545 nucleotides. RefSeq names its product myosin-6-like. Gene Ontology annotation, cellular component: myosin complex. The record is from RefSeq and is a predicted model, not a curated record. The transcript is spliced from 3 exons. The annotation marks the transcript as partial. NCBI's taxonomy places the organism in Eukaryota, Metazoa, Chordata, Aves, Galliformes, Phasianidae.